AUGGCUUCAAAAGAAAACCCUUCUUCCCCAAAACAAUUACGGAUUAUAAAGAAGACUAAAAAAAAUGUAAAUAACAAAAAACAAGGUGGAAAAAUGAAAAAAAAAAAAAUUUCAACCAAAGGAAAUGAUGAAAAAAAUAAACUAAAUGAACUAUAUAAAUUAGAACUUAAAAAUAAUAAAAAACAUAAAAGUAAUAAAUAUGAUAAUGAUAGCGAUGGAAAUUCAUCAAAUAGUUUAGGAUUUUUAAAUGAUUAUGAUGAUAUAAAUGAAAUAUCAAAACAAGUAGCAGAUCAAGUUAGUCUAUAUAAACUUUUAUUAAGGACACGAAUAUUAACACAAAAGGUUUUAUGCCUAUCCAAUAAACUCCCUUUAUUUCCAUUUGUUUCAUGUAGUGAACAAAUUUUAAAUCAAAACGAUAAAGAACAUAACAAAGAUUAUAAUGAGAAUGUCGAAAAUAACAAUUCCAAUGAAAAUUAUAAAAAUACAUUAAAAGAAAUUCAAUCAAGUGAGCAUAAAAUAAAAGAUAACAUUGGUGAAUUAUUAUCUACAUUACAUUUUUUUUUAAAAAAAUAUUUUAUAAAAAAAAAUAUAACAGUUAAUGAAAAUGAAGAUAAUCAAUUAAAUAUUAUAUGUGAUGAAGAAGAUGAAGAAUAUUAUGAAAAAAGAAAAAAAUUGUAUGAUCAAAAUACAACAGAAAAUGAAAAAAAACUUUUUCUCAUUAUUGACACAUGGUUUAAAUAUUCUAAAAAAUCAUGUUUAAAUUUUUUUGAUAUUAUGCAUAAAAUAACAAAAAUAAGUUCUAUUGCAAGUUUAAAAACAUAUGAACAGCCAAUUUCAUCUCAAAUUAAUCAAGUCAUGUUUGGCUUACCAUCUAUAAUAGAAAAUGCAUACCCCCAAGUAUUGAAUUAUAAUGUUAUAGGAGAAAAAAUAUAUGAAAAGUUUUACUCAGAUAACCCAGAUUUUAAUUUAAAUAAAUAUAUUUAUGACGAUGAGAUUUACUACAAAAAAUUUCUCCUUAAUGCAAUCGAAAAUUUGAAGGACAACCAGAAUGAUAACGAACUAUUAAAAUCACAAAAAUCCAUUUAUAAAAUAAAAAAAAAAUAUAAUAAUGAUAAAGCAGAUAAAGGAAAAAUUAAAUCUUUUGACAUUAUACCGAAACUAGCCAAUUUUAUGUUACCCGAAUCCCGAGACACAAAUGUAGAAAGUCAUUAUGAUUAUAUGGACAAUCCUGAACUAGUUAACGUUUUAUUGUCAUCUCUCUUUCAAGAUUGA
This is a messenger RNA of Plasmodium berghei ANKA, 1272 nucleotides long. RefSeq names its product conserved Plasmodium protein, unknown function. The record is from RefSeq and is a predicted model, not a curated record. NCBI's taxonomy places the organism in Eukaryota, Apicomplexa, Aconoidasida, Haemosporida, Plasmodiidae. The transcript is spliced from 5 exons. The coding region runs from base 1 to 1272 and encodes 423 amino acids. Gene Ontology annotation, cellular component: nucleus; nucleolus.